AUGCAGACUCAGGAGCAUCCCGACCUCUCCUCCCUUCUCCGCGUAGAACGCUCCCCCAAAGCCUUCGGCUCGCGCGCCACCUCCCUCGUCUCUCUCCCCCCCGGCGCCCUCUUCGCACGCAUCACGUCCGCGACCCCUGCCCAAAAAGCCUACACCUCCGUCCAAACCUCGCGCGACACGCACAUCGAGCUGAACUCCGACCUCGUCUUCUGCAACCACUCGUGCGACCCCUCCGUCGAGUUCGACAUGGAGCGCUUCGAGGUGCGGGUGGUUAAAGAUAGGCCUCUGGAAAAGGGGGAACCGGUCACGUUUUUUUAUCCGAGCUCGGAGUGGGAGAUGGCGCAGCCGUUUGAGUGUGAGUGUGGGGGUGAACGGUGUAGGGGCUUGAUCAAGGGGGCGAAGGACAUGGGCGAGAGGGAGCUGGAGGGGUAUUGGUUGAAUGGGCAUAUUGUGGGCUUGUUGGAGGAGAGGAGGGCGGGAAGGAAUGGGGUAGUCAGGGAGUCGAAGGUCUAG
Messenger RNA from Coniosporium apollinis CBS 100218, 513 nucleotides. RefSeq lists its product as uncharacterized. The record is from RefSeq and is a predicted model, not a curated record. The coding region runs from base 1 to 513 and encodes 170 amino acids. The transcript has a single exon. Lineage: Eukaryota; Fungi; Ascomycota; Dothideomycetes. Gene Ontology annotation, molecular function: protein binding.